Molecule: messenger RNA, 225 nt
Organism: Blastomyces dermatitidis ER-3
Lineage: Eukaryota; Fungi; Ascomycota; Eurotiomycetes; Onygenales; Ajellomycetaceae
Exons: 1
Coding region: 1-225 (74 amino acids)
Source: RefSeq, a predicted model, not a curated record
AUGGCAGUGAGAGAGACAGAGAAUGAACUAAACACAGAUGAACUGACUGACAGAAGAGAUGACACCUCACUGCAAGGCACAGUGACUACUGUCACAGCUGUAAAAGAAGCAGGAGAAGAAGAAGAUGUGAUAAUGAAAGCAAUGCUUCUACAGCUCAUUGACACUGCUGUCUCUGCCUUCAAUCUGGCUUUCUUGACAGUUAUGAAGGCCGCCGCCACAUCAUGA